Messenger RNA from Pristis pectinata (smalltooth sawfish), 2857 nucleotides. It is a transcript of the gene eif5, whose product is annotated as eukaryotic translation initiation factor 5. Lineage: Eukaryota; Metazoa; Chordata; Chondrichthyes; Rhinopristiformes; Pristidae. Gene Ontology annotation, molecular function: eukaryotic initiation factor eIF2 binding; GDP-dissociation inhibitor activity; translation initiation factor activity. The transcript is spliced from 12 exons. The coding region runs from base 456 to 1748 and encodes 430 amino acids. The record is from RefSeq and is a predicted model, not a curated record. Gene Ontology annotation, cellular component: cytosol. Gene Ontology annotation, biological process: formation of translation preinitiation complex; formation of cytoplasmic translation initiation complex; translational initiation.
GGCGGGACCGGUGUCCUAUCAAGUUAGGUUGCGCUGCAGUUAGCUGGCGGUGGGACAGAAAGGCGUUUUUUGGUUGUUGGUUAACGUCGUGGAGAUUCCCGUGAACGAGGGCGUCUCGCUCCACGAAAGGGCUUUUUAUUUCUUUCGCACAGAAGGUGUUCGGCGCCUCGGCACCGUGACGUGCCGUCCAGCAGUUCAUAUCCAAGAGCGAUUAGGCUUGUGUUUAUGUCUUUGUUUUGUGAAAACGAGCUGUUGCGCAGCCGUUGGUACCUGUGUCGGGGAAACCUAACCAACAAGUGGGGAACUUGCAGCCUAAGUGGCGCAAACUUUUUCAUGUCAGAGACCGAGUACACUUGCAAUUGUUUAUGUCAUCCAUUCUUCUUCAGACAGAAGAUACCAAAAAAUUCCAUUCAAAGAUCUUUUCACUUUACUCAUAAAUCUAAUAGUAAACCAGAAUGGCUGUCAACGUCAACCGCAGUGUUUCCGAUCAGUUCUAUCGGUACAAAAUGCCCCGUCUGAUUGCUAAGGUCGAGGGCAAAGGGAAUGGAAUAAAGACAGUAAUAGUCAACAUGGUUGACGUUGCUAAGGCGCUUAAUCGGCCUCCAACGUAUCCCACCAAGUUUUUUGGUUGUGAGCUGGGAGCUCAGACCCAGUUUGAUUCAAAGAAUGAUCGUUAUAUUGUGAAUGGAUCCCAUGAGGCGAAUAAGCUGCAAGACAUGCUAGAUGGAUUCAUUCGAAAAUUUGUCCUUUGUAAUGAGUGUGAAAAUCCUGAAACUGACCUGCAUGUCAAUCCAAAGAAACAAACUAUUGGUAUUUCCUGUAAAGCCUGUGGAUACAGAGGCAUGCUUGACACGCGUCACAAGCUCUGCACAUUCAUUCUAAAAAAUCCACCUGAAAAUGGGGACGGUGGUUCAGCCAAGAAGGAAAAAGAAAAGAAAAACAAGAAGGGCAAGGAUAAAGAGAAUGGAUCAGUGUCCAAUUCUGAAUCAUCCACCCAUAAUGAAUUUGAUGCUCCAGAAGCAGUGGAUGGUGAGGAUGAUGAUGAAGACUGGUGUGAAGAAACUACAGAAGAGGCCCAGCGGCGUCGGAUGGGUGAGAUCAGUGACCAUGCCAAAAAUUUGACACUCAGUGAUGACCUGGGGAAAACCUUGGAAGAGAGGGUGAACUUAUUCUACAACUUUGUCAAGAUGAAAAAGGAAGAGGGAAUUAUUGACUCGGCUGAUAAAGAACUUCUAUCAGAAGCUGAACGGCUAGAUGUCAUUGCUAUGGGUCCCCUUAUAUUAAGCGAACUGCUUUUUGAUGAAAACAUACGGGAGCAGAUCAAAAAAUAUAAACGACACUUCUUGCGUUUCUGCCAUGGCAAUAAAAAAGCCCAGAAAUACUUACUUGGAGGCUUUGAAUGUUUGGUGAAGAUACAUCGGGAGCAACUGCUUCCUAGGGUUCCGCAUGUCCUGAAGGAACUGUAUGAUGCUGAUCUCCUGGAAGAGGAGGUCAUCCUUGCCUGGGCGGAGAAAGUAUCGAAGAAGUAUGUCCCAAAAGAACUUGCCAAAGAGAUACAUUCAAAGGCAGAUCCAUUUAUUAAGUGGCUAAAAGAAGCAGAAGAGGAAUCUGAAGAGGAGGAGGAGGAGGAAGAUGAAGAUAAAGAUGUAGAGGUGGUUUAUGACAGCUCUGCAAGGGAAGUAAAAGUGGAAACUCUGAAAACCAUUAAGACAAAAGAGGAAGAAGAUAUAGAUAUUGAUGCUAUUUGAUGUAUUACUUUGGGGGGGAAAUUCACUUUUGCAUUGGAAGUCACAGCAAUGGAGAGAUUUCCUUUGUUUACACUGCAACUGCUAAAAUUGGUCUCUGCUGUUUUAAAAACAUUCUACAAUGGUAUUGAUCUAGUGAUUCUUUGCCUCCUACCAAUUAGGAUCUAAAGGACAGCACGUGAAGUCCAAAUGGUAGAAUGGUCCUCCUAAUCUUGUUUUCGGCAAUGACAUUUUCACUGAUAUUGGGUGAUGUUUCUGCAUUUACUGCGCAUUUAUACAGGGAUGUAAAAUAAAAAAAAUUAAAGGGGAUUGUUCUGUAUUCUCUACAUUGGUUUUAUUUGGCACUAGUUGGUAAUUGCAAAGGUUGUUUACUUUCCCCAUCCCUCAUUUGUAUUGAAAUACUAAACAUGUAAGCAACAUUUUGCAAAUGGAAUAUUAGAAUGUCACAAUUAACCUGUUAUAUGGAUGGAUUAAAUUGGGAGUGGUGGUAUUACACUUCUGGUACAGUGACCAAUUAUUGAAUAGCUGAAAAGCUGCUUGUGAUAUCCUUCUACCAUUCAAACUGUUGAACCAAUUCAUCCAAAGAUCAGUACUGAUUGGGGAAAAAUUUCACUUGCACAACAUAAUAACCAUUUUGUUUCCAUCAGAGUCCUGCAGAAUGAUACAAAACAUGGGACAUGAAUAAUUAUCUCAAAUUUGAUGUAAUUCAGUGAAUCAUAAGUGUUCAAAUGUGAAUCCAGCAGCUUGUGUAAUAAACAUGAGUUUGAGAGUAUACCUGAUGCUCAUGGGUAGAUGCUACAAGCUUUAGCUGAGGAUGUGCUCAUUGCAUUCAUUUCUAGGCAAGGAGCUGUACACUUUUUUCAAGUGAAAAGUUUCAUAAAUGUAUUCUUUUCAAUUCUUAGCCUUGUGCAUAGGAGUCUGGCAUGACUGUUGUUAAUUUUGCAUUAAUGCCCAAAUGUAGAUGUUGAAAGAUUUUUUUCUCCAAUUUGACUGCUGUAUUUCAUGUAAAAACUGCAAGGUUUAGAAAUCCAACCAGCAUGUCCUAAUGGUGCAAUCCUUGUGUAAUAAAUGCAAGAAAUGUUCUGUUAGUAAAUUAAAGUUUAUUUUUGGUU